Halteromyces radiatus is the source of this 482-nucleotide messenger RNA. RefSeq lists its product as uncharacterized. The record is from RefSeq and is a predicted model, not a curated record. The transcript has 3 exons. Lineage: Eukaryota; Fungi; Mucoromycota; Mucoromycetes; Mucorales; Cunninghamellaceae. The coding region runs from base 80 to 460 and encodes 126 amino acids. Gene Ontology annotation, cellular component: Set1C/COMPASS complex.
UCUAGUCUUGAAUCUUUCUUCUUCCUUCCAAUCUAACAAUCAAUUUUUAUACAUUUUUUUUUAUUUGAUAAAUAGUCAAAUGGAUCCAUCUAGUGAACGAGGCGGUUAUUUUAGCACAGGAACACCAAAUAAUGAUCGAACAACAACAACAACACCAACAACAACAAUGGAUACAGUAGCGAUGCCUAGCUCAGAAUUACCUCCUUUAUUGAAUUCAACAACAACCGGUGAAAACACAGCUUCAACAUUGAACACGACAACACAAGCAAAAGCAGCAAGUCAUUCUUUUGAUUCUUUACAUAAAAUGGAUAUUGCACCACGUGCUUAUCUUGAUCAAACUGUGGUACCUACUCUCUUGGAAGGAAUGAAACAACUAGUAUCUGAAAGGCCGGCUGAUCCAUUGGCUUUUCUUGGUCAAUUUUUAUUAGAGAGAUCAUCAAGUAACAAUUCAAAACAAUAAAACUUAUAUAUAUCUAUAUAUA